This is a messenger RNA of Amoebophrya sp. A120, 1885 nucleotides long. The record is from the annotation of a GenBank genome assembly. Lineage: Eukaryota; Dinophyceae; Syndiniales; Amoebophryaceae.
CUUCAGGCUGAAGCUCUAGCUCCUUUUUUCGGAUUGGAGGCACUAGCAUCAGCCACCAGAAUUUAUUUUGAGUUCUAUAUUUUCUCGAUUGCGACUUGUCUUCACGAUUAAGUACAUAAUUUCAUCCCUGCCGCAUUGGCAGUAAGAACGAUGCCGGUGUCGCCAUCUUCAUCAUUAUCUGCAGUAGUGCAGGUAGCUGGUACGGGAACUACCGUAACCCAACAUCAAGGGCUCUCUUUUGCAGCAGAGGGCCUCUCGACGGGAAAUGUUGACGAGCACCUAUUUCUUUCUGAGCCUUUUUUUGGCGCAAAAUACGACACGCUGCCAAACCCGUCGACCGCAUUUUUGCUUUGCUGGUGCACCCUUGUGACCACCACUGCCUUGGGCUUCAGUCUCAUUUAUCGAUGGAAAACAAGGAGUGAUCUUGUUGCCGAAUGCUGCAAGGCCCAAGAAAACAACCCGCUUAGUUUCAUGCGAAUCUUUUUCUUUUUGCACGAUAAGAAAACACCAGUGCACCACGACAGCAAAAAAUCCGCGUGGCAGACUGCGACUUUAUUUCUUAGGGGUACUACUAGCAGUAGUUGUUCCCAACAAGAUCACUCGUAGUCUCCCUCUAUAUCGUUUUAAAAAGAGCCAGAGUAGUCGCCGCCUACUCGACCGCGCUGGUUUGGACUGCGGUUUGGCUCGGCCUGAUUGCUACGCUGGGCCAUUUAUGAAUUGCAAAAGUAUCGCAAGUACUCGUAUAAAUGCAUUACAAAUUUCCACAGCAUGAGAAAUAGAAUUUGUAAUGCGGGUUUUCCUUAAGAAAAUGAUCUGUAAUGCAUAAUUGCGAUUACUACGAGUACGAUACUUUUGCACAGGAUACUAUUUUGGCGCGUUCACGUACCAGCCGAGUGGGGGACACGGUCCGCCGGUCGGUUUCAUGGGCGUCAUGGUGGCGACGCUUUUUGCCAAUGGCUGGCCGGUGUUGGGGAAGAACCCUUCUUCUCCUCUGAUUUCAGCAGACGAUCUUCCAUUCUACCUCGUCUGCGGUUGCCAGUGCUUCCGGAUUUUUGUGGAGGGGAUGCUGCACUGGGCACACGUGGAGGGAUUUGCACCCAAGCAAAUCACUUGGGAAGGGAACAACUUCGACGUUGUGACCGGCCUUGCCGCCUUGCCCGUUGCAGUCUACCUGUAUUUUUCUGCGGAGAAGAAGGACCACGACGGCACAACAAGGAAUGCGGCUGCAGAUUCAACACUACUCGUAUCGGGCAAUACUACCACAGAGCAAUCAGCCGCACUGAUGCAAGAGGUAGAAGCGCUUGGAGUCCUCGGCGAGCAGGAGCAAGCAGCGUUUAUUUCACCUGCGAGGAAAAAAACCAAUCUUUCUCCUGUCGCAACCGCGGUCGUGUGGACCUUCAACGUCGUUGGGAUCACGCUCCUGCUCUAUCAAAUGUAAAAAUGUCUGGGUCUGGAAGAUUCUGAGAUUUGUCAUGCAUGUUUUGCAUGACCCAGGAUGUCUGUAAUGCACGACCGCGCGUCACAGAUUUUGAGCGGGCUUCCUGAUGCCUACUCCGCAUGACAAACGCCCUCCCCGCGUAGCACAAACUAGACUCCUCUUGCUGGUCAUGCAAUACGGAUUUUCCUAGAGUCCAAAGUUAGCAUCACAAGUUCCAAUCUUCCAGACCCAGACAUUUUUACAUUUGAUAUGCUCACCGUAAUCACGACCGCCGUGGCGUCGCUGCCGAAUUCGCCAUUGGGAAGAGCGCUGAACGUUUAUCAGCACCCAAAAGAGCUGCAGUGUGUGUGGAUUCUGCAUCUUCCAUUCUGUUUUCUGCCCCUGUUUCUGGCCCAAAUUGCGUUUGGAAGCCAUUUGCUGAUUUUCAGAAAGCUCGUUAUGAAAUGA